AGAGCCGAGAAGAGCCGAAGAGCAGCCGAAGCAGCAGCACCGUCCUCCGCGUCCGACCGAAGAAAAGUGGCUGAAAAGCGGACCGUUAACGGACACGAGCUGACGGUAUGGAGCACAAGAACCGGAUCCUGCCCUGGCUUCAACUUUUAGGCGCCUGUGUGUUCCUGGUCCGGGCGGCACGAGGUGAUUACUGUGAAGUUAACGUGUGCGUUAACGGAGGAACAUGUGUGACCGGAGCUGGAAGUCCUUUCAUCUGCAUCUGUCCUGAUGGAUUCUCUGGAGAAACCUGUAAUGAAACGGAGAGCGGUCCGUGUAAACCCAACCCGUGUCUGAACGAUGGGGUCUGUGAGGCCACGGCUCAGUCCAGGAGAGGCGACGUCUUCAUCGACUACAUCUGUAAAUGUCAGCCCGGCUUCGAUGGAGUCCAGUGUCAGAACAGUGUCCAGGGGGCAGAUUUACAGUCGACCACAGAUGUGAACGACUGCGCCGGUCAGCCCUGUGAGAACGGAGGAACCUGCAGAGACCUGGACGGAGACUUCAAGUGUCACUGUCCUUCUCCAUAUGUGGGCAAACACUGCCAGCUGCGUUGUAUUUCGUUGCUGGGUCUGGAGGGGGGAGGCAUUGCUGAGUCUCAGAUCUCGGCCUCGUCUGUCCGUUACAGUCUUCUGGGUCUGCAGCGCUGGGGCCCAGAACUGGCCCGACUCCACCACAAAGGCCUGGUGAAUGCCUGGAGCCCCGCCGCCCACGACCGGAACCCUUGGAUCCAGAUCGACCUGCAGAGGAAGAUGCGUUUCACCGGGAUCGUGACCCAGGGGGCGAGUCGGAUGGGGACCGCCGAGUUCAUCAAAGCCUUCAAAGUGGCGUCCAGUCUGGACGGAAGGACCUUCACCAUGUACAGAGGAGACGGCCAGAGCAGAGACCAGGUGUUUGCUGGAAAUGUUGACAACGACGGCAGCAAAACCAACCUGUUCGAUCCUCCGAUUAUCGCUCAGUUCAUCCGCAUCAUCCCGGUGGUUUGUCGUAAAGCCUGCACUCUGAGGCUGGAGCUGGUGGGCUGCGAACUGAACGGUUGUUCAGAGCCCAUGGGUAUGAAGUCCCGUCUUAUCUCGGACCAGCAGAUCACGGCCUCCAGUACUUUCCGGACCUGGGGCAUCGAGGCCUUCACCUGGUACCCACAGUACGCCCGACUGGACAAACAGGGCAAGACCAACGCCUGGACCGCUGCCACCAAUAACCGCUCUGAGUGGCUGCAGGUGGACCUGGAGUCUCCAAAGAAGGUCACAGGGAUCAUCACUCAAGGGGCCAAAGACUUUGGCUCGGUCCAGUUUGUGAUGGCGUUCAAAGUGGCUCACAGUGACGACGGACAGUCUUGGACCAUCAUGAAGGACGAAAAGACCAGGACAGACAAGAUCUUCCCCGGUAACAGCGACAACAACGUUCACAAGAAGAACAUCUUCGAUCCUCCGAUAUACGGCCGAUACAUUCGGGUUCUGCCGUGGGAGUGGCACGAACGGAUCACACUGAGGAUGGAGCUGCUGGGCUGUGACGAGUAGAACCAGGAACAGCCACCACCUGCACCGUUUACCUCUGACCUUUAACCUCUGACCUUUAAUGUUUACCUCUGACCUUUACCCUCUGACCUUUAACCUCUGACCUUUACUAUUGACCUCUGACCUUUACCGUUUACCUCUGACCUUUACCCUCUGACCUUUACUAUUGACCUCUGACCUUUCCCUCUGACUUUUAUCCUCUGACCUUUACUAUUGACCUCUGACCUUUCCCUCGGACUUUCAUCCUCUGACCUUUAUUUGCUGACCUUACCCCUCUGACCUUGAUUAUUUACCUCUAACCUUUACCCUCUGCCUUUUAUCUGUGACCUUUAACCUCUACCCUCUGACCUUUACUAUUUACCUCUGACCUUUACCUUCUGCCUUUUAUCUGUGACCUCUGACCUUUACCCUCUGACGUUUCCCCUCUGACUGUUUACCUCUGACCUUUAACCUCUACCCUCUGACAUUUCCCCUUUGACCUUUACCCUCUGACCUUGACUGUUUACCUCUGACCUCUACCCUCUGACCCCUACCCUCUGUCCCGCCCCUCCCUCUUCCUGAGCCACACCUGCACUGCCUUGCUGUCACCUCCGGGGGCAGCACACACUCCACUGAUGGCUGCAGAUCAGGUGGACUAGGAUCCACCACCUGAUCCGCGUCCGUCACCGCGGCAAUAAACCCCUCCCACCAGGUUCACCUGCACACCUGGAGUAACGCAUCAUAUCAAAACCUCUGAAAGGUCAGGGGUCAGAGGUCACAGACUGCUGCGUCCGACGUCCUCUGUGAACCGUCAGACCUCGGAGACCAGUGGCUGGUGAUGUACAUACACGACCCCCCCCCUCCCCUUAACCCGCUGUUUGAGCACGUGCAGACGUUCAUUCACCAAAGUACCGUCUGCUCCGGUCCGACCUCCUGAACGCAGACGCUCCGAACCACAGAGAAGAACCGGAGUUGAACGGGUUCAUGAGUUCAGAUGAACAGCCAACACUGUUAGGCAGCGUCAGUAUUUUCCACUUAUAGACACUUGAAGGAUUUUUAGGUUGAACUAAGUCUGCAUAAAUGGAUGUGUGUAUAUAUAAAAAAAAGUAUUAAAGUUUACCUUUAGAAAUAAAUAGAAAAGUAGAAAAGAAGUUUGUGUCAAAAGAAAACAGAUGAGAUGAACUGGAGCUUAAAUAGAAACAGUGUCUUUAAAAUUCUGCAAAUCAAACUUCACAUAUUUAACAAAUUAAUAAAUAAACACAGAGUUAAUCUG
Messenger RNA from Sphaeramia orbicularis (orbiculate cardinalfish), 2802 nucleotides. Its product is annotated as lactadherin-like. Gene Ontology annotation, molecular function: calcium ion binding; signaling receptor activity. The transcript is spliced from 11 exons. NCBI's taxonomy places the organism in Eukaryota, Metazoa, Chordata, Actinopteri, Kurtiformes, Apogonidae. Bases 108 to 1553 code for a protein of 481 amino acids. Gene Ontology annotation, cellular component: plasma membrane. The record is from RefSeq and is a predicted model, not a curated record.